Messenger RNA from Colletotrichum higginsianum IMI 349063, 972 nucleotides. RefSeq lists its product as uncharacterized. The record is from RefSeq and is a predicted model, not a curated record. NCBI's taxonomy places the organism in Eukaryota, Fungi, Ascomycota, Sordariomycetes, Glomerellales, Glomerellaceae. The coding region runs from base 1 to 972 and encodes 323 amino acids. The transcript is spliced from 3 exons.
AUGGAGCACCACCACUAUAUGACCUUCCGCCCCGUCUCGGACCAGGAACGCCGCGGACCCAGCAGCUACGAGGAGCUCAUCGCCGACGUCGCGGGCGGCAACACGGCGGUCGUGCGGUGGACGCACAAGCCGGACGACUCCGACUUCGACGACGCCGUCGCUUUCGAGACGAUCCGCCGCACGCUCCGGAGCGGCGAGGACAACGACCCGCGGCGCCUGCGCAAGGUCGCCGUCGACCUCGCCGCGCUGCUUCCCGCGCACGGCCGGCCCUCGGACGCCGUCCUGGGCUCCCUAUGGGCGCUGUUCGUCUCGCUGGCGCGGCAGACGCCGUCGGGCAACAUUGCGAUGCUGGACCUGGUCGUCAUACUGGACCACCUCGCCUCGUCCCCGAGGACGACGGCGACGGUGACAGUAGACGGCCUCGAGCAGCUGAGUCGUCUCCACGGCCUGGACAAGUGCAUCCGUGAGAGCAUGGCUUCACCCUACCAGUCCCCCGACAGAAUGGACACGCUCGCGCGCUGGAUCAACCUCAACGCCUUCGCCGCCCUCCUGUGGUCCUACAACCUUGUCGACGGCCGCGACUUCGCCGUCCGGCAACUCCGCGCCGCCUUCGAGGACCGCCGCUCCUCGGACGCCGCGGACAGGGACGCCGCCGACGCGCGGCUCAUGGCCGCGGCGCAGUGGGCCAUCCACCCGUGCCAGCGGCUGUACCACCUGUCCGUGACGUCGGAAGCGACGCCGUCGCCGUCCGGCAAGGGGGCGGCGGCGGCGUCCGUCGUGGCCGACGAGAGGUGGAAGGCCGGGCCGCGGUUCCGGGGCCGCGCCGGGUUCUCGUUCCGGCGGUGGGAGUUCUGGCAGCAGGCCUUUGACGAGGCGCGCGAGUUCGGGGGCGGCAGCAUCGAGGCCAAGGUCGAGGCCGGGGCGGCGGCGGGCAUGAUGGAGCAGGUUCUCUACGCCGGGUUCGAGGUGUAA